Quercus robur (English oak) is the source of this 1593-nucleotide messenger RNA. RefSeq lists its product as uncharacterized. The transcript is spliced from 3 exons. The coding region runs from base 1 to 1593 and encodes 530 amino acids. NCBI's taxonomy places the organism in Eukaryota, Viridiplantae, Streptophyta, Magnoliopsida, Fagales, Fagaceae. The record is from RefSeq and is a predicted model, not a curated record.
AUGAUUGGAAGAGACGACUUCCACGAGUAUGUUGAUCACUAUGAAAAUGUUGACAAUGUUCAUAAUGAUGUUGUGGAUGAUCAUGAUGAUAACGCUAUGGAGUUUCAUGAUGAUAUAGGCGAUCAUAUAGUUGAUCCUUCAAAUGUUGAGAUACCAUUUGCAUCAAGUUGGGUACGGGGAAUGAAUUUUAUCAAAAGGUUGAUUUUUCCUAAUAAAGAGGCGGUGAAGCAGGCAUUAAUAGUGUACUCUAUGGACAACAAUAGGAGUUAUACAACUGAGUGGUCCAACCAGCAGAGAUUGUGUGUGAAGUGCGUGAAUGAGUCAUGUGCAUGGAAAGUUCGAGCAUUCUCGCAACGGAAACUUAACGGACUAUGGGUCAUCACAGUAUACAACGGACCUCACACUUGUCCAUCAGUUGGGGUGAACAAAGAUGGUAGAAUGAUGGAUUCAAAUUUUCUUGCUCAAGAACUUCAUACAUAUAUACUUGAAGAUCACACUUACAAAAUAAAGGAUCUCCAAAACCUGAUAAAGGAAAGGUUUCAGCACGAAAUAUCGUACUACAAGAUAUGGGAUGCGAAACAAAAGGCCAUUGCAAACAUACAUGGGAAUUGGGAAGAGUCGUACCAAAAGUUACAGAAGUUGUUAUUGGCAUAUAAGGAUAGUGAUUCGGGUACACAAGUGUCUUAUCGGUCAAUCAACGGAAACACACCAAGUACUAUUAUAUUCAAGUAUGUGUUCUGGGCUUUCGCUCCUUCCAUUGCUGGAUUCACACAUUGUAGGCCAGUAAUUAGUAUUGAUGGAACUCAUCUUUAUGGAAAAUAUAAAGGAAAGUUGUUGAUUGCAAUGGCUACUGAUGCUAACAAUGAGAUUUUUCCACUUGCCUUUGCGGUUGUGGAUGAUGAGACGGGGGCCAGUUGGGGAUGGUUUUUAUAUUGCUUACGGAAAGCAAUACAACAUGUGGUACCCGAUUCCGGCAUUUGCAUAAUAUCUGACCGACAUAGAGCUAUCAUAUCUUCCAUUGAACAGUGGCCCCAUGAUUAUGUACCGGUAUAUCAUCGAUAUUGCAUUAGACAUGUUGCUAGCAACUUCAACACUCAAUUUAAGGACCCAUUCUUAAAGUCUCUGGCCUUGAAAGUAGGAUACGCUACUCAAGUUCGCAAACUUGAUAAAAUAUUGGAUUGCCUUAAGGAAGCUGAACUCAAGUUCAGUAAGGAUCUUAGUACUGAGAAAAAGAAGCCGUACUCAUAUCUAAGGAAGGAGGAUUUGGAGAUGUGGACAUUGUCACAUGAUCGUGGACUCCGUUAUGGGGCAAUGACUACCAAUAUGUCGGAGUGUUUCAAUGGAGUUCUAAAAGGUGCACGUGGACUACCAAUAUCUGCAUUGGUUGACUACAUUUGGUGCAAACUUGUCGCCUAUUUCAAUGAUCGGCGCACUAAAAUAUUGGGUGAUAUUGCACAUGGUCAAGAGUUCAGCAGUUAUGCCAUGGAGAUCUAUGAAGCAAAUUACGAGAAAGGCCAAAAACAUUAUGUGAGGCCAUUUCACCAGCAGAACGGUGUAUUUCAAUUUGUAUCAGGGAACAUAUCAAUGCAAUGA